AAACCAGGUCCUGGCUCCAGGUCCUGGCUCUCAGUCCUUGCUGAAACCUGCAGGACCAGGAGGGAACUUAAUCUGAGAGUCCAGACAGAUCUCCAAGCAGGCUUCGCCUCUCUCCCAUCCAAGAUUACUGCUCCAGGCUCCUGUGGACACUGAGGCAGCCAUGAACAGAAUCUUUCCUCAGCCAAGGACCUCAGAUGGAAACCCAGCAGGGGAAAGCAAGACCUUUGAAAGUGAAGAAGACUGCUGCAGCCCCUUCUCCUGCUGCACUCGCCGAGGUUUCUGGAUCUCUGCCUGGACCUUGCUCCUCCUUGGAUUGCUGACUCUCAUCCUCUGGCUGGUCAGCAGCUUCGGGCUCCCGCCGCCAUCUCCAAUGACCAGGGCCUGUGCAACUGCGUCCAACCAGACAGGCUUCCUGUGUGAUGACCGGGAGACUUGCAUUCCUGCCAGCCUCUUGUGUGACCGCGUCCGUUCCUGCGCACACGGAGAGGACGAAGAAGAAGCCUUGUGUGGCAACAUCCCCCACAGCCUCCCCAGUUUCUUGGUGUUCCACUGCAGCAACCCCACGUCCUGGUUGUUUGAGGAUCAGAAAUGUGAUGGCUUCAAUGACUGUGGAGACUGCUCUGAUGAAGGCACCUUGGCCCGAUGCCCGCCCUGUGGGCCUCAGUGGUGGAGCUGCCCCUCCACCUUGUACCAAUACUGUGGCUGUGUCCCCCGGCACCUCUGCCGGGACCGCGUGCAGCACUGCUCCGACUGGUCAGAUGAGUACAUCUGCCCCAGGCCCUGAGGAUGCCCCGCCUGCCCCCACUGUCACUGCCGGCUCCCCCCCAUCUUGCGGCCUCCCUGUCUGCAGGUAACAGAAGGCAGGAGCAAGACCCCCCCCCCCAUCCCAGAGCCCGAGCUGGCUCCCCCCAGUGCCUGCAGCUUCAUCGAUGCUGCCAUUACAUCAUCUGCAUCUUGAGGGCUUAUGCCCAGGGAAGUGGAAAAAGACACCUGAGUCACAAGGCUUGGGUUCGAAUCCUACUUCUUCUCCUUACUGUGUGACAUUAGGUAAGUCACCAGGCAAGCCCUCAGAGCCUCAGCUGCUCAGCUGGACUGAUCGGCCUCUUCCAGCCCAAAUCUGUGGUGCUAAGAGUUUCUGCCAAGCCACUAACAGAAGAAAGGCUGCCUGGGGUCGCAGACUGGAGUCUUCAUUUUCCAGAUACAAAACCUGAUAAUGAAGGAUCUGUUACUGCCUUGGAAAUGUAGAGAGCCAUGGAGGUAGGGUGCAUGUGGGCUGGACUGCUCUGAGGAUCCAUUAGCAUCAUGGAGGUCAGUGGACUUCAUCUACUGAAAGGUUCUUCCUGUGGCCCAUCUCCUCCAGGAAGGCCUCCAGCCCUCAGUCCACCAAGGUUUGCUGGGUGACCUUGGCUGAGUCCCCGAUUCCCUCUCUGGGCCUCAGUUUCAUCAUCUGUAAAAUCACAAGGUUGGCCUGGGUGAGCUUGAAGGUUCCUUCCAGUUCUCAUUUCUGUGGGCACCUGUCCAGAAGACCAUUAAUACAGGAGCUGCCGUCCUCCCCCUGGACCUCAGGAAGCUCUUGGUGAGGACGUCCCAAGGCCAUCUCCUUGGUGCAUUCAUCAGUCACUGCCCUGCCAGCUGUAGCCGGGAUACGACCGCACGGGGGGCACAGAGCCCCCUUGUUACCUUGGUGUUUACGGAGCAGGGAAGAUGGGGCAGCCCGUCACACCGUGUGUCAGCAGUCAGCUCCAGGAGAUGCCUGGCUCCUGAGGGAUGGACGACUCCUUUCUCCUCCCCCUCCUCCUCCCCCUCCUCUUCCUCCUCCUCCUUCUCCUCCUCCUCCUUCCCUCCACUCAUUCAACACCCACAGAGGGAUUACGCGCAGGAGGACAAAUGGGGCCCCCGGGACGCUGGAUGCCCGCUGUCAAUAUUUACCACCUCCUCGCUGGGCCAGGCCCCGGGUCCAAGAUCAGGACGUUAAACACACACGCUCUUUGCUAUUCAGACAGGAGGCAGCAGAUUAAAGGGACUUAAAGUAGG
Phascolarctos cinereus (koala) is the source of this 2034-nucleotide messenger RNA. RefSeq names its product low density lipoprotein receptor class A domain containing 1 (gene LDLRAD1). Lineage: Eukaryota; Metazoa; Chordata; Mammalia; Diprotodontia; Phascolarctidae. The record is from RefSeq and is a predicted model, not a curated record. Gene Ontology annotation, molecular function: protein binding. Gene Ontology annotation, cellular component: plasma membrane.